AUGGCAAAACGCACAAUCGAUGCAUUCUUCAAACCAUCAGCCACCCCGCCAAAACGUCCUAAAACCGAACCCACCGAGUCCACCAUCUCAGCCGCAGAGACAAACAAUAUCCCAAUCGAAGAAGCCAAACCCCCAAGCCAACACCCAAGCUACCCAAUCUCAAUCUCAAUCGCCCAACUCCCCUCCCACGUCAAAGUAGGCCUAGAACACGCAACACCAGCAACCUCACCUCGCGAAAUAAACAACCAACCGCAACUUGACCUCCUCUACUUCCAGCCCUACAUCCCCCGUCCAACAGCAAACGAGCUAUUCAAAUUUCUCCGUCACGAACUCCCUUUCUACCGCGUCCAGUACACAGCACGACGCGGCGACAUCGAAACGCAAAUCAACACACCACGAUGGACAACCGUCUUCGGAGUCGAUGAGACAUCAACAUUCAUCCAACAAGGCAACGAUCCGAACAGUCUCGUUCUACUAGAAACAAAGACCAAAACACCAAUCCGGAAAACAAAAUACCAGUGCACCCCACGUCCAAUACCAGCAUGUCUCGAUCUCCUACGGAAACAAGUCGAAGCAGCGAAUGCAACCGCAUCUGCAGCCGCAGAUACUCAAACCCCCGGCUACAAUUUCUGCCUAGUAAAUUACUACGCCAGCGGCGACGACAGCAUCGCAUUCCACUCAGAUGACGAACGCUUCCUCGGCCCCGAUCCGAACAUCGCCUCACUAUCUCUCGGCAGCGAACGGGAUUUCCUAUUGAAGCAUAAGCCUUUCGUGCCCGGAGGUAAUGUGAACCGGACGGCGGGUGGAUGCGUGUCUGGUGCUGCACAUGCAAUGUCCGUUCCGGGUGGUGCCGGUGUGACGCGGAGUGGUACAGUUCGGGGUGGAACCUUGAAUACCGUCUCUCCUGGAUCCAGGCCUGUUACGGUGCCACUGCAGCAGAUUAAGAUGAGUCUUGGGUCAGGCGAUAUGAUUAUUAUGCGUGGGGCGACGCAGUCGAAUUGGUUACAUAGUAUUCCCAAGCGGAAGGGGAAGGGGGAGAUGACGAGGGGACGGAUCAAUAUUACCUUUCGACGGGCUGUUGUUCCUGGUGGGACGAAUAAUUAUUAUCAUUAUAAUGUUGGUAGUGGGGGGAUGUAUCGGUGGGAUGAGGUAGCGAGGGAGAUGGUUCUGCGGGAUGGGAAGGUAGAGGGAGUUACAGGGUAG
Messenger RNA from Penicillium robsamsonii, 1203 nucleotides. Its product is annotated as alpha-ketoglutarate-dependent dioxygenase AlkB family protein. Gene Ontology annotation, biological process: DNA repair. Lineage: Eukaryota; Fungi; Ascomycota; Eurotiomycetes; Eurotiales; Aspergillaceae. The record is from RefSeq and is a predicted model, not a curated record. The coding region runs from base 1 to 1203 and encodes 400 amino acids. The transcript has a single exon.